AAACUGCCCGUCCAAUCUCUUUCAUCUGCUUGCUUGCUUGCUCUCCUGCAUUAGUUUCCAUCCUCGGUUGCAGGUAGUUAGUCGGUUCCGGAUUCGCGCCGGCCUUUUUGCACGACGUGGAUGUUGCAGCCGGAGUUCUUGACGACGGUGCCCAACGAGGAAUAGAAAGGGGGAAAAAAAGAAACGCGUAUCUGAAUUCCACACGGCCGGCGAAGACACUUGAACAGUCUUGCUGGCAAUGGGAAACAAGGGACCAGUGCCAACACAGGAAUCGACGAAUGAUGACGCCGAGGCACCGUCGUCUACGUCUGCUGCGAGCAAUACUAAGAGCAAGACAGACGUGGAGCGAGAGCAGCUGUUCGAAGGAUCAAGCGACGACGACGCCGCCCACACGCCACGGAAGAGAAGCACCCAGGAGAUCCUCACCAAAUACAAGUUCAAAGGGGACGCCGCGGCUGCCGCGGCUCACGCGAAGCAGAAGCUCAUGGAGCGGCAGGAGAAACUCGCGAGAAUCACGGAGCAGUCCGCGGAGCUGGAGAGCGAGGCCGAGAACUUCGCCGCGCUCGCGCAGCAGAUCAGGAAGAACACGGAGACCUGGUGGUGGAAGCGGUGAUCAACAACGUAAGCCAUCGCCUGCUUACGUAGCUCAUGCGUCGUCAGCAGACUGGCAUGGGACGCCACGGGAUCAUAUGCAUGGCUGUAACCCGGCCACGCUGCUCGGUUCCUCUCUGCACAAGCGUCAGCAGACUGUGGCGCUAGUACGUGCCGCUCUCUCUGCAUCUGCAUCACAUCACUACGAGCCCCAGCAAGCAGAACGAAAAGCAAUGCGAUUGUGACGGUUCAGCCAGCGUCGGCCCUGCUGCCCCUGCAGCAGCAGCAGCAUGUCUGUUUUCCUACGGAUCUUUGUUUUAAGGCUUCAACAAUGA
Messenger RNA from Zea mays, 926 nucleotides. RefSeq lists its product as uncharacterized. Bases 239 to 613 code for a protein of 124 amino acids. The transcript is spliced from 5 exons. The record is from RefSeq and is a predicted model, not a curated record. NCBI's taxonomy places the organism in Eukaryota, Viridiplantae, Streptophyta, Magnoliopsida, Poales, Poaceae.